This is a messenger RNA of Schistosoma haematobium, 5948 nucleotides long. Its product is annotated as DEAD (Asp-Glu-Ala-Asp) box helicase 1, variant 2. The record is from RefSeq and is a predicted model, not a curated record. The coding region runs from base 696 to 1124 and encodes 142 amino acids. The transcript is spliced from 5 exons. Gene Ontology annotation, cellular component: plasma membrane; cytoskeleton. Gene Ontology annotation, molecular function: cytoskeletal protein binding. NCBI's taxonomy places the organism in Eukaryota, Metazoa, Platyhelminthes, Trematoda, Strigeidida, Schistosomatidae.
GUAGUAGCCCACAUAAAUUUAGCAGAACUGCUAGUCGACUCGUAGAUAAUCAAUCAACCUAAAUGAAACCAGCUAAGACAUAUCAAUUAUUGAUAGUUUGUAGAAUUAAUUAUUUUAAACGCCAAAUAAUCAAAUCAAUGGUUAACUCACGAAAGAAUAGGAUACGUGCCUGUGAAUUUGUUGUGCAUUCAACCCUCAGUGUUCUAUUCAUUUAUUGAGUUGAUACUAAAUAUUAGAGCAUCAUUUUCCCUGAAUGUUUCAUUUCAAGCCCCAACUUUCACUUUUUUCAUUCAGCGAAUUGAGAUGUGCUACGAUCAGGUGUUGACAGAAGACAUGUAGAUAGCGUUAGAUGGUAAAAUGAAAUCCACGAUGCAGCACUGACACAAUAUAUGAGCGGGAAGAUGUUAAAUAUCACACUUUUACUGAACAUUGAAAGAAGAUAGUUAUCCUCAACAUUUCCGAACCGUAAAUUAGAAUUACACUUCAUUUAAUUUUGGCCUGCCCAGUUGGAUGAUGUCAAUGGUGCUUUUGCAAAUAAAAAAAUUCGUUCAAAGCGAACAACAUAAAUUCAUAACAGCUUAUACUAAUUACGGUACCUCGAAUUGAUCGGUGCAUUUGGAACGUCUCAAGGUCAAGAUAUUACUCUAGGUGUUUAUUAUGGAGGUAUCCUGCUAUACCGUAAUCGUAUUCGUUUAAUGAGAAUUAGUUGGCCGCGUAUUAUAAGUCUAUCACAUCGUGGACGUAAUUUUAUUAUUGCACGAAGACCUGGUGAUGAUUCAUUAGAUCGUAAUAUGACUUUUAAAUGUAUUAGUCCUACACUGGCUAAACGAUUAUAUAAUGUUUGUGUGGAUCAUCAUAAUUUUUUCAGACUUCGUGGGUCGUCUAGACCGAAAAAACCGAGUUUAUUCCCUUCGUUUGCUACUCGCAAAUAUCAUUAUCCUGGCACAACUGUAAAUUCAUCGUCGAUUGACGCUACUGUCGGUGUCGGUGGACAUAAUCAAACAUCUCGACCUUUAUCUAAAUUUCGUCCAAUGCCUGCCCAUCCUUCAGAGACUGGAUGGUUUACAUUUGCUAACCGCGGUGAAAGUAAGUCAUAUCUGUGUCAUUUUCCCAUAUAUAUAUAGUUUGAAUAGCGCUUGUAGGUACAGGUUAGUGUGUUUCACAUCGUUUCUCAUAUCAUAUUUAAAUUUUUCUUCGGUCAAUCGAAACGGAUUGUGUUACUUUAUAGUUGUGGAAUUGUCGUCUAGUUAUAUUUUGAUGAUAACAAUAACAUAUCAGGGUUUCCCUUUGACCUAUAGUAAAUUCUGUUUACAAACAUUUGAGGAUGCUUGUAAUACACGAUGCAAAUAUGAAACUCGAACAGAUUGGAUGUCUGUUACAUGUUAAUAGCGAAUACAUGACUUUCAGGUUAACUUAAUUUCACAUUCAGAAGUUCAAGAAUUGAACUCGAGUAACUGUUUAUGUAGUAACACUUAAUGACCUUUGAUCAAAUAACAAAGUUAGCAAAGUAAAAACUAUGACAAUCAACCAGGUGACACCAGUUGUUAUUGUUGAGCUAUGAACCAGGAAAAUGUCAUAUAAAUGUUUUUUCUUGUAGAAAGAACUAACACAUAAUAUCAAAGCACUAGAUAACCCUAUCUCUUAAUGUUUAUAUGUAUGAAUCAUAUUCACAGUUUACUCAAUCCUAACGUUUAUGUGUUUAUCCAACUGCGUACAGUUAGUUCCAGUUGAUGUGUGUUGUCUGACUUCUACUGAUAUAAAUCAAGCAACUUGAUUUUAUAAGCUAAUAGUCAUUAAUGUUUGUCGCAUCUAUAUUUAACCUAUUAUUCCAAAAGAAUAAUAAUUACGAAACCUUUUUCCUGGGUACAAUUUGUCAAGUCUUUACUGUACAUAUGUUUAAUCAUUUGACUACUUAAUUAUUAUUCAACUGAACUAUACGCUUUAUCUUCGAUAAUCGAAUAAAAUGACUUUUAUUAUGGGACAAUAUAUGCAGUGUGUAAAUCUGCAGUGCUAUCAGUUAGUUAUAGUCGACUUAAAUCAAGGAAUAGCUUGUUUAUGUUUAAUUUUCAGCAUUCAACUAAUAAUAAUGAACUACGAAUCUUCAAAUAUUCUUCCUCCAUCCCAUCUUUAAUGAACAAUAUCACUUGUCCUCACGAAAAUACGCGAUCACCACUUAUCUCAACUCAGGAUGUUCGGUUACCUAGUUCAGAAAAAAGUUAAGAGUUGGCCAAACCAAAAUGUGAAGUCAGUUCUUUGAGUCAUUAACUAAUUUGUCCGAACGAAUGCUUAUGUUUGAAAAUUAUCUGAUUGUAGUUCGCGAGUUUAUUGUGAUCAAUGGUUGAAGACGUUGAGUGAUAAUACUCUGAAUCGUUCUCAGUAGUACAAAUAUAUUCUCUCUCUACCUUCCCUUAGAUCUUAAAUCUUAAAACUUCUUGUAUCUUCACUAAUUCAUCAUUUCCGAAUUUUCUGUAUACUUAGUCGUUAUUUCGUCAUCGCUGACCUCACUACUACUUUGAUAUUCAUCUCGCUGUACUUAUUCAAUACGAUGACUUGAAUCGAUGCACAAAUUCGCUAAGUUUUACGUUGCUUAUAACUGACUUAUAAAUGACGUUUAUGUGUAAUAAAGUCAGUAAGUUUCUAAAAAAAAUGUUUAGUCAUAGUGCAUAUUGACUGACUUAAUGGUUUUUUCCUUACUUUCUAUUGCAUUCAUGGUUUGAGAAAUGAUUUGGUUCCCUAAUCAAUGCUUCCUAGGCAAUUUCGAAAGUUUUUUUUUAACCAGCUUUGCGAUAGUCUCCACGAAAAGUGAUAGUUUUACGUUGACCGGUUGUAGCUUUUGUACCACGAUUACAGAUGACAAUAUCAUAAUGGUUACCUGGCAAAUGCUUCUCAAUAUACAUAGUAUUAGGGUAAGAUCCCUGGUAAAGUCUACAUACAAGAUAUUUUGUUGUCUGGUAGGGCUAUCGGCAUACUGAGUCCACUGUCCAAGCUCUAAGCUCAAUAAACGAUCCAAAACCUUUCGGCGCCUUAAUUGGAAACCAGAAAAUUUCGGGCAUGAUGUAGGCAUUCGAAUAUACUUGCCAGUGAAUGAUAAGGAUAAGGCGAGUGUGAAGACUUCUGGUAAUGUUACCAUUCUUCCUGUUGGUAGAUUAGGUUGAACAUAAAGACCUCCGAAUAGCAAGAAAACUGAAUUUGAUGACUUUAGAACACUUUACACAAUAUUAUGUGGUGUGUAUAAUCCUGGCAUAUCACAUAGGAGCGAAUUCAGGCUAGAGUGAGCAUAAAUAAGGUAGCUUCGGCCUCUUCCUUGCAACCUAUUAUUUCUAUAUGGGAAAUAGUUAUCAAGAGAUAUAUUUAAAUCGGAAAUAUCGGUUGUUCGUACUCCAGACAUCAUUACAAGUGAUGGUUGAUAAAGGGAUACAAACAGGGCUAAAUCCGUCCUUUCACUACAGAUCGUCCAAGCUUUAAUAAAACAUACAUUAAACAAACUGCUCAUUGGGUGAGAGCAUUUAGAUCAAAAGAGUUAUCACAUCCCUCAGUAGUGUGAUGUAGGUUUAAAAUGAAGGAUUGGUGGUCCCUCAACAACACUUUUUUUUAUAACAACAGUUAUAGGGGGUAUAUAAAUUGAGCUAGUGAAUUUGCUUGCAGAGUGUAAGCAGGAGGAAAGGGUGAGAAUACUGGAUGACUGAAAUUGUGAAGAAGUAGCAAGUUUGUAUUUCAUAUACGGAUUGACAUGGCUUUAAUGUGAUGACUCGCCAGAGGUGAUACUAAGAGCUGUAUUCGAAAAUAUAUAUUGUACGAAGUACCGCUAUUUGUAUCGUAGUCCUGAUAGUAAAGCACGUAGCGUGGGCUAAAGCUAUUUGCAUUAGCGCCAGCUUGAAGAGGAUUUGCUGCACUUAAUUAGAAGUUGUUAUGACCGUUUUUAUAUUUUGCAGCUAUUCGUGUUUGGUGGGUUGGUACUGUGUCAAAAACCUCUAAAAUAGUACCGUUCACCGAGAAGUAUCAGUUAAGUAUGUUGAAAUACUCCCAGGCGCAUUUAACUCAGUCUUACCAUUGAAUAAAUUGACAAAAGUUUGAGUCACGGAAGAAUUAAAAACACAAACUAAUCUACUGCUAGCCACAGAUAGACAAUCAAGAAGUGCAACACAAAGGUUUUCUGCAGCUGAUGAAAGGCAGACAAAAACACUCAGUGCACAUAAAUAUAUGUUGUUCGGCGUUUUCCGAAUUAUAUAGAUCUCUUAAAGGCACAUGUGCUACUAAGUUAAGCUAGCCUACAAACAUGCCACAGACCUGAGGCGCUUCUAAUACGUAUUAACUUAUUUGAGGCAACCCAUCCAAGGUCGCCGUAAUAAAAAAGCAGUGAUUUUAUUUUUCAAGCUAGCUUUGAUUCUGUGCUAGCGAACAUACAUCACUUUUGCGCGACAGAACCAACAGCAAAACUGGCUGAUAAAACCCAGUUGUUUGCAAUGCUGGAGGUAAAGGUAUGCCUUUUGUUAAGUAGAACAUAAAAUAAUCAAUUAUAGAACCUCGGAUAUAUCAUGUUAAUCUGUCACUUUUUAUCCACUAUGAUCCUCAUUAUCUAACAGUUAAAAGUUCUGAUUGCCAAUCCAUUAGGUAAUCUAUAUCGACACCGUCACUUAAUUUCAGGGAGAGAUAUGUUUGUGCUUAUAAUUAAGGUCAUAAUAAUGUCCUCAAAUAUUUAUUUCAUCAUUGUGAGUUAUUGACUGAUGUAAAUGAAAGUUCCCUUGCCUACACUAUAAUUUAACAUACAACACAUUAGCUUACUCACUUAUUGGUCAAUGCUGAUUUUCAUUUUGAAAUAUACUCUUAAUCUAUAUCUCUUAUAAAUGUAGUGUUUAUAAUAAUAUUCGGUCACAUACCGCUGCGUGUUUUUCUUCUAAAUCAUGUCUUAUUAACCCUUUGAUAAUGGUAUUUAUUGUUAUUAAUUUAAUUGGAAGGCACAAUUUUUACAGUUUGUAAUUAUAACGGAUUACGAAUCCCACUGUAAGUAAUUUUCUUUAGAGAUAAUCAUGUAUGACAUAACUGUCCCCACCUCACGCAAAAUACGGACGCUGGAUUGGUGACUCCUUGAUUAAUAUCUUCGACUUUCAGCUCUUUAGGUUCGAGUCCUGAUCACUUUGAGUAUUAUUACUGGCCUUCAAACUUAGGACCUGAUUUGAAGCAAAGUAAACUAAUCUGUAAUUAGUUAACAAUAAUAUAAAGCUGUUAGUUUGUUUUCUGUUUGUCUUUUCACUUUUUUUCCUUAGCCUGACUUACAUCUCUAGGUAACGUAAUGUAGUUUCGUUUACCAUGUACAACAGGUCCAUGUACUCGGCUUUGAGUAAUACUUUUUCAUAUAUGAGGUCUGUUGAUAAAAGCCAGCUUGCCUAACUGAGUGGUAAUUUGAACCAGCGACAUACUGGUGGAGAUCGUAACCUACUAAGAGUUCUACUAAUAUCGAAUUCCAACUUACCUGGCAAAUGAUUUGUUUACAUUAGAUCUCUUAGUCAAGUAUUAAUCUAGAAAAAUUAUUACCAUAUCUUUUGGAAUGCUUAUUUGAUUACUGUAAUCUUCUAGUCAGUUGGUAUUAUGUAAUGCUCACUCUUUACAAUAUUCACGAUUCGCAUUUAAUGUUACGAAUACGCUAACAUAUUCAUUUUGUUGUGAUAAUUAACAGAAUCAUAAGUGGUGCUUGCUUUGUUAUUAUUUAAAUUUCGUAGUUGUCCACCAUGUUUCUCCGAUUGUUAUUUUCAUGCAAAUCUUGAGUAAACUGGUUUUAUGUAAAUAAUAAUUUCCUUAAUAUUUUAUCAGUCACCUAGUCAGUUGUUAUUUUCUACAGUUUUAUUCAUAUUAAACAAUCAGCUCUGUGUUCACAUUAUUUGAUUGACCAUUUAGAUUCUCUUAAAUACGUUUUUUGAAUUCACUAUUGUUCCAUCUCAAUAAAAAUUAUA